CUCGAGUAAGGCCCAGCAAAUUGAUGUUCGAGAAUCCUGAUUUUUGCAGUCUAAGGCUGUAAGCUUCCAUUGAUUUUGAUUCAGAAAGCUGAAGAAGAGAUGGGAAGCAUCAGCGGUGCGCUGACAUCGCAUUUGCAGCUCAAUCACUGCCAUUUCUCUGCUAGAACUUCUCAGCUUGCUUCAGCUCGAAUUAGCCCAACGUCGAGAAGGUCGAAGUUGCGGUUCUCCGGUUUGCUCAGCCGUAGGAAUUUCAAUCGAUUUGUGUGUUCUGCUGUGGAUGACGAUGUAAUAGAGAAGCAGACGGAGUUGGGUGGUGGAAAUGGCUCGACCAUCGUUGAGGAUGGGCCUGAUAUCGCCCAGAACUCAACGGAUGAAGCUCCGGAAAAAGGUGAUAUAUAUAACUUUCUCUAUCCCAGUAAAGAACUCCUUCCAGAUGAUAAAGAAAUGAGCGUGUUUGAUCAUCUUGAAGAACUACGUCAGAGGAUAUUUGUGUCAGUUUUGGCAGUGGGAGGUGCAAUUGUUGGAUGCUUUGCGUUUUCAAAAGAACUCAUCUUAAUUCUUGAAGCUCCUGUUAAAGAACAAGGUGUAAGGUUCUUGCAGCUAGCUCCUGGGGAGUUUUUCUUUACAACAGUGAAGGUAUCAGGAUACUGUGGCCUUCUUCUUGGAAGUCCUGUCAUCCUCUAUGAGAUCAUUGCCUUUGUUCUUCCAGGAUUAACAAAGGCAGAAAGACGGUUUCUUGGGCCUAUCGUCCUAGGCUCCUCUAUACUUUUUUAUGCAGGAAUUGCCUUCUCCUACAUAGUUCUCACGCCAGCAGCCCUAAAUUUCUUUGUUAGCUAUGCGGAAGGAGCCGUCGAGUCCUUGUGGUCCAUUGACCAAUACUUCGAAUUUGUACUUGUGCUUAUGUUCAGUACAGGCUUGUCUUUCCAGGUUCCAGUUAUACAGAUUCUACUUGGACAACUUGGGCUGGUGUCAGGAGACCAAAUGCUGUCGAUUUGGAGAUACGUUGUAGUCGGUGCAGUGGUGGCAGCUGCUAUACUUACGCCAUCAACAGAUCCUUUAACUCAGGUACUUCUGGCAGCUCCCCUACUGGGCCUUUACUUGGGGGGUGCUUGGGUGGUCAAGCUCUCAGGACGAUAGAUCUCACCCCAAUUUUUCCAUCUCUGUGAGGAUCCUGUACAUUUACAAAAUUCUAUUGUGUAGUGUAAUUGUGACGCCAUUUAAUAUAAAGUAAUAUUCUUCCA
Molecule: messenger RNA, 1241 nt
Organism: Momordica charantia (bitter melon)
Lineage: Eukaryota; Viridiplantae; Streptophyta; Magnoliopsida; Cucurbitales; Cucurbitaceae
Gene: APG2
Product: Sec-independent periplasmic protein translocase
Biological process (GO): protein transport by the Tat complex; intracellular protein transmembrane transport
Cellular component (GO): membrane; TAT protein transport complex
Molecular function (GO): proton motive force dependent protein transmembrane transporter activity
Source: RefSeq, a predicted model, not a curated record